Messenger RNA from Trichophyton rubrum CBS 118892, 1065 nucleotides. RefSeq lists its product as uncharacterized. Gene Ontology annotation, molecular function: hydrolase activity. Bases 1 to 1065 code for a protein of 354 amino acids. The record is from RefSeq and is a predicted model, not a curated record. Lineage: Eukaryota; Fungi; Ascomycota; Eurotiomycetes; Onygenales; Arthrodermataceae. The transcript is spliced from 2 exons.
AUGGCUACUCCAAUUAUUGACUCUCAUGUGCAUCUCUGGACAGCCUCGCAGCUGGAUAUGCUAGCAUGGCAUUCACCUUCUAAUCCGCUGGGCUCGCAACAUUCGGUUGAAGAGUACCUUGAUGCUGCAGUAUCGUCUCUGCCAGCCGAGUACUCUCCUAAGGGCUUUAUAUACAUAGAGACAGAUCGAAGAUCAUCGCUUAGACCCCAUGAUUGGACCCAUGUUUUCGAGGAGAUAUCAUUCAUCUCGCGGAUAGCGUGCGGGACUCCGAUCGAAGGAGAAGGACAUGUCUCGUCAGACAAGAGAUUGUGUCUCGCUAUUAUCGCUUGGGCACCUGUUCCGCUAGGACCGGAAGGAUUACAGCUAUAUAUGGCCAAGAUACAGGAAAAGACAAAAAACAAUGGAGGAGAUGUGUGGGGAAAGAUCAAGGGAGUGAGAUAUCUUCUCCAAGAUAAACCAAAUGGCACCAUGCUGGAAAACGGCUUUAUUCAGGGCCUACGAUGGCUUGGGCAACAAGGACUGACAUUUGAUCUCGGAGUCGAUGCUAGGUGGGGUGGACUUCAUCAGCUUGAAGAAACGGUGGAGCUAGCAGGAAGAUUAUAUCAAUACGGCAGCCAGGUGAAGUUGAUACUAAACCAUCUGUGUAAGCCGAACUUACGCAUAUCACCGUCUGAAACUUGUCAUCAAGAAUUCAUCGAUUGGAAAAGGCGGAUUACUUCUCUCUCGGCUUAUUCCUGCAUCUACAUGAAGCUCUCCGGUCUCUUUUCUGAACUGCUGCCUCUGCCUGCAGAGGAGGGGCGAGGCGAUACAUACCAGGUAUCAACUACCGUAAAUGCCAUACAGCCAUGGACAGACGUCAUAUUCGAUACCUUUGGCGCUGCAAGAAUCAUGUUCGGAAGUGAUUGGCCAGUCUGUAAUAUCGGAGGUGGCGGAAACUUAGUUACCUGGACGAGGUGGAUGAGAGUGGUCGAGCUGCUGCUGGAGAAGAGAGGGCUAAGUGAGAGUGAUAAGAAUAAUAUCUGGCAUCUCACUGCUCAGAGGGCAUACAGUAUCUCCCCGUCUUGA